This is a messenger RNA of Musa acuminata AAA Group (dessert banana), 4290 nucleotides long. Its product is annotated as putative disease resistance protein RGA4. Gene Ontology annotation, biological process: defense response to other organism. The coding region runs from base 51 to 3362 and encodes 1103 amino acids. Gene Ontology annotation, molecular function: ADP binding. NCBI's taxonomy places the organism in Eukaryota, Viridiplantae, Streptophyta, Magnoliopsida, Zingiberales, Musaceae. The transcript is spliced from 2 exons. The record is from RefSeq and is a predicted model, not a curated record.
UCCAAGUCUUGUUUCCGAGAGUGUGGGGAGACAUUUCACUUGGUUGAGAGAUGGCAAUGGUCCUGGAUUCAUUUGUUUCAAGAUACAUUGGAGAAGUGACACUCUUUCUUGAGGGAGAGAUAUGCAAAGUGCUGGGCGUUAAGAAGGAGAUCAAGACGCUGCAGGAGAAGCUGGAGACGAUCAAAUGUUACCUCGAAAGUGCAGAGCGGAAAAGCCGUGGGGAUCGCGGCAUCGAGGACUGGGUGAUGAGGCUGAAAGCCAUCAUGUACGAUGCCGACGACAUCAUCGAUCUGUGCAUGAUGGAAGGUGGCAAACUGUUGGAGGCUCGGGGAUCAGCAUCAGCUUCAGGGGUAAGCUUCCUUUUCAGCUUUGUUUCUUCUUGCUUUCGGUGUACCAAAUACCGCCAUGAGAUUGCGGGUGAAAUCGAAGCCAUUAAUGGAAGACUGAAACAAAUAGCUGAGGAUACCUCCAUCCUUAGUAAUCUACAGUCUUCUGGUAGUCACCAACCCCAACCCGAAAAACCAACUGUACUUGAGACGUCUCCCUUGGAAGUCGAGGAGGACAACGUAGGGGGACAAAUCGAAGUAGAUGCCGAUACUCUAAUCACUGCCAUGCUAGAGGACACCAAACAAAAAUGUCGUAUAUUUGGGAUUGUUGGAAUGGGCGGAAUCGGGAAGUCCACUCUGGCACGUAAAAUAUACAAUGAUGAAAGGAUCAGAGUCAAUUAUCCCAUUCAGAUAUGGUUGUAUAUCUCUAAGAAUUAUUCGGAGACGAAGUUACUCGGAGAGUUAAUUCGGUGCGCAGCUAACAAACUUGAAGGACGUGAAGCCAAAUCAGAAUCGUUCGAGGGACAAAGCAGAUCAGAAUUGGAACCCAAACUUGCCUCUCUCCUCACCAAAAAUUUAUUUGUCGUGUUGGAUGAUGUCUGGAGUACAAAUUUAUGGAACGAUUUCCUCAGGAAACCACUAAGUAAAGCAGUAGGUAGCAGCACGAUCUUAGUCACCACGAGGAAUGAAACUGUGUUAAAUGGUAUGAGAGCCAGCUAUACCCACUCGGUUGAGAAAAUGGAUGACAAUAGUGGCUGGAUGUUGCUUCGAAAUUUGGUAUUUCGAGCUGGGGAGGAGGAUGACGAGCGUAUGUUGGAAGAAGUAGGCAUGGAAAUUGUUAGAAAAUGUGAUGGCCUUCCCCUUGCUAUCAAAGCUAUUGCAGGGCUUCUUGUUUCUAAUGACAAAAGCAUAGGGAAGUGGAAAGAAGUCCUCGAAAGUGAUGCGUGGAAUAUGAACCAGAUCGACGAUGAAGUACCAGCGGCUUUGAAUUUGAGCUAUGUGGAUUUACCAUCUCAUCUGAAACAAUGUUUUCUGUAUUGUUCUUUGCUCACCCAGAAAAGUGAUUCGUAUUACAAGGAAAUUAUUCGGUUAUGGGUAGCCGAAGGCCUUAUCGCAGAACGAGGAAAUAGGCUGUUGGAAGAUAUAGGAGAGGAAUACUACCAUGAAUUAGUUUGCAGGAAUCUUCUACAAGUGUACCCAGGUACCUUAGGCAGGGAACACUUCUUUAUGCAUGACCACUUUCGAUCUCUGGGUGCAUAUUUAAUGAAGGACGAAGGAAAACUAAUUAGACAUGGUCAAAGAUUAAAUCUAAAAGCCAAUGCAAAGAUCCGUCGGUUGUCAGUGUCUAAAAUGGGGAAUAAAUUGGAACUGCCAGAUCAAAUUAUGGAAGACAAGUGUUUAAGAACCUUAAUUCUCAUUUAUUCCCCUCGAACCAAGAUAAUCGAGGAUAAUGUACUUAGAAAGUUAUCACAUCUUCGAGUGUUGGUUCUGUCUGGUACAUCAAUUAAGAGACUUCCAGAUUGUAUCGGAGAUCUGUUGCAGUUGAGGUAUAUAGAUUUGGAUGAGACAAAUAUUUAUGAGAUACCAGAAUCUAUAGGACGCCUUGCAAACCUCCAAACUCUGAACCUCUAUAAUUGCGCACAUUUGCACAGACUUCCUAACGCGAUCACCAGACUGCACAGUCUACGAUGUCUUGAUAUUGAAAAUGUUCCUCUGACUCAUGUACCCAAGGGAAUCGGAAAACUGAUGGAUCUUAAUCAUCUCGAAGGAUUUGUGAUCGGCCACAAUGAUCCAACGAACGAGUUGCAUGAGGAGGGAUGUGACCUAGAGGAGCUGCAAGCUCUUUCUAAGCUCAGAUGUCUGAGAAUAUAUGGGCUAGAGAGGGCAGUAACAGGGGUCUCGGUACUUGCGGACAAAACUCUUCUCAAGGAGCUGACUUUAUGUUGGAUGCCUCCAAAAGAAGAUGACGAUGAUGAGGAAGACGAUGGUGAUGGUGAUGGAGAUGAUAGCUACUGUGAGAAAGAUGAUGAUGAUGAGGAGGAGGAAGAAAAUAAGGAGGAUAACAGAGAUAAGGAUGAGGGCCAAGAAGUGACAUGGAAUGAGAAGGAAUUCCAAGCAGUUGAGAAGGUAUGCGAUGAACUCUCUCCCCCAUCCAGCCUGCAAGAUCUUACCAUUCGACGAUUCCCCGGUCGGCAACUCCCAUGCUGGUUGAUGUCAACCUCACUAGACAAAUCCUUCCCUAAUCUGGCAUAUUUGAGGUUUUGGGACCUCAAAUCAUGCACGGAACUGCCUCCUCUAGGCAUGUUGCCCCUUCUGAAACAUCUUGACAUCACCGGCGGUGAAGCCAUCAAAACCAUUGGGCCUGAGUUUCUGGGCCGCAAGUUCCCUGGAACUUCCGCAUUUCCAAAACUUGAACAUUUGGAGUUUGACGAAAUGCCCAACUGGGAAGAAUGGUCAGUAUGGAGGAUGGAAGAAAAUGGUCAGGGACCGCACCUCAAGCUCUUUCCUAAUCUGAAGAUAUGCAAGAUCAUAGAGUGUCCGAAACUGAGAGCUCUUCCAGAAGGCCUAUCCCAUGCUACCAAGUUGAAGGAAUUGUAUCUUGAUAGUACUCAAGACUUGAGAGAAAUCACAAACCUCCGGUUGAAUUACAAGCUCGAGGUCAAAGAUAACACGAUGUUGAAUAGAAUAUCCAACCUUUCCAUGAAGUAUCUGAAGGUGGAAGAUUGUCCGAAUCUGGAGUACGUGGAGAAUCUCGACAGGUUGCAACAGCUGGUCCUGAUAUGUCCGCGACAAAUGAAGCAACUUCCGCAGUGGCUGUCAACCCUAAUUCAGCAGCGCCAAAGCAUUCCUUCUGCUCAGUGGAGCUUCAGAAAACUGGAACUGCAAUGCAACACCGUGCUGCUGAAGAGCUGUCUCGAGGGCAACGAGAAUUGGCAUAUCAUUCAACAGAUUCCAGAUGUCAUAAUUCAAACCUAUUCCAGGAAAAGUUAUAUUCGAUACAGCAAGCAUCCACGCAUGUACGAUGCAAAAGUAUGAUGAAUUCGUCGUUCCGGAUCAAUAAAAGGCCUCUGCCCGGUUAUUCUACUUAUAGAUUUUUUGUGAAUAAAGAAGCUAUUUGGAGCAGGGAUUCGAUGAUGUUGUCCUACUAUCAAGCCUGUAUGCUUGUUUGUUUCCUUCUACGUUACUUAUUUGUGUAUUUGCAUCUCCACAAUAAUUUAUCUUUCCAAAAGAAUUUGGAACAAAUGAUGUGGUCAUGUAAAUAGUAUGAAGGCGUUGUCCAUAGGCUAGCUCAGCAUGAAGAUGUUGUCACUGAUCCAUAUACGGAGAUGGCACAGGGAGAUGAUUGACAAGAAUCUACGGACAAAUUUUCGUGCCUCAUCGCAAGUACAUUUUUCUUCCCUUUUCUCUUGUUGGUUGCUUUUAGCUGCUUAUAUUUUUAGGUUUUAUUACUACAUAAAGUUCUCGAUGUUUCUCUUCUUCAAAUGCUUCCUUUGGCAGGUCAUAAAGGGCUGAAUCCAAAGCUAGGUUCUCCUUCAACGUGAAGGCGGCUGCAUCAUCCUCUUCGAGGCUAAAAACGAAUCCAAAAGACAUCUACUCGGUCAUUGUGGCUACAACUUCACAGCAUUCUUCACUUUCUGUUCUUCCAUCUUUGUGGAGCCUCCCGGUCAUAUAUUUGGAGUUAUUUUCAUGCAUUAAGACUUUAGCAGAACGGUGCGAGAGAGCCCGUGUGUAUACAGUAGAUGGAGCUACAUUGGAUGUUGCAUGACCUCCAGUUUGAUGUGUGUUCAGAUUGUUCCUUGUUAUAUUUGAUCAGAAUAAUAUUUUUUAUUAGAAGCUUUUGCAUCGUCGCCUCUUACGACUGUUUGUUGACAGGAUCGAGAGAAUGAGAACCCCUUGUACGAGUUUGUGUCCAUUGUGUAACAACACUCUAUUUAUCGGGUUGGUAUUAUUAUUUUUCUUUUAA